This is a messenger RNA of Ilex paraguariensis (yerba mate), 1152 nucleotides long. The record is from the annotation of a GenBank genome assembly. NCBI's taxonomy places the organism in Eukaryota, Viridiplantae, Streptophyta, Magnoliopsida, Aquifoliales, Aquifoliaceae.
UAACCAUUGUGCUUAUAUAUAGGGACCAUUCGGUUCAAAAAUUACAGGUUGAACGUUUAUGCUCUUGCUUUCUUAGAACAUGGCAUCUAUAGGUGCAGAGAAAGACGAGUACAGAUCUAACCCGACAGAAGAGGAGGUGAAGAACACCCACUGGAGGUUUGGUGCUCCUCCUAACUAUGAUGUCGUCAACAAGCUCUUCGAAGAAGGCAGAACUAACAUAUGGUCAAAAGGUUCACUAGAAGAGAAAGUGCAGAACCUUGUGAAGACAUGGGAGAUGGAAAUGUUCCACAAGGCAAAUCCUGAUGAAUAUAAAACAUGUGAUCCAGAGAAGUUUAGGUUUAGUACAAAUGGAAAAAAAGCUUUAACACUGGAAGAAAUGCGUAAGAUUGGGGGAAGCUACAACGCUUUCCUGCAAACAUCAUUGCCGGAGAACUUGAGAUUCUACAACCCAGAUGAGGAAACAGCGGAAUCAUCCCACAGGGCCUUCACGACCACGUUUCCCCGUGGUUUUGCUUUGGAGAUUCUCCGAGUCUAUACCGGCCCACCGGUUAUUGUGUACAAGUUUAGGCACUGGGGUUACAUGGAGGGUCCUUUUAAAGGACAUGCCCCUACCGGAGAAAGGGUAGAAUUUUAUGGAAUUGCCAUUUUCGAGUUGGAUGAGCAUUCGAGGGUCGUGAAGGUGGAGUUUUUUUACGAUCGUGGAGAACUACUUGCAGGUCUCAUGAAGGGAAUAACAAGCUCUGAUGAUUCAAAAAUUGAGAUUUCUUCAAGCUGCCCUUUCUUGAAGAAUACAGGGUAGCCUUGUGGUUGGAGUUGUAGAACAAAGAUGAACAAAUUCACUCUUGAAUGGAUGUAAUUUGUACCUUUUACCCUGUGGCAACAUAUAACAUAUAAUCUGGCCCUACGGGAUAAAUAAAUAAAUUUUCUUAUGUUCGGUUUGGUACAAUGGAAAAGUGGGAGAAUGAAAAAUUGAAAAAAAUGAAAAGUUGGAAAAAUAAAUAAAACAUUAUGUUUGGUAAGGAAGGAAAGUAGGAAGGGUGGAAAAAUGGAUGAAUUAACUUUUUUUUUAACUCACCAAAAUCAAUCCCUCCAAAAUCGGAAGGAAAGUGAAUGAAAAGUUAAUUAUUUGUGUUGACAUGUAUCUUAUUUGUC